Messenger RNA from Theobroma umbraticum, 2195 nucleotides. Its product is annotated as centrosomal protein of 135 kDa-like protein. Lineage: Eukaryota; Viridiplantae; Streptophyta; Magnoliopsida; Malvales; Malvaceae. The record is from RefSeq and is a predicted model, not a curated record.
UCCUCAUUUAUUUUCGUCGGAAUUUCGUCGUCUUUUGAGGUAGGGAGAAAUGUCAUGGAUAAGAACGGCGGUGAACAGAGCGGUGGAAGUAGGAGGCAACAACAACCUGACACGCACCGUAAGGAGCUACGCCGAUUCCGUUGUGCAACAUGCAGGGUCCGCCGUCGCGGGAGGUGCCAAGAUGAUCCAGUACCGCAUUGCGGCGAGGAAUAUGCAGAACUUUCGGCUAACCGUGAAGAGACUCGAGGAAGUUUCGGUGUCAUGUAGAGGAGUUGAGAGAGUUCAGCUUUUAAGAAGAUGGCUCGUCGCCCUAAAAGAAAUCGAGAGAUUAUCUAAUGACCAAAACAAUAAAGAUAUUACUGACGAUGAAAAUACUAACAACAGCGACACUACAAAGAGUAAUGACAACGACGAAAACGCUGAUGAUCAGUUUUCUUUCGAGGAGUUCAAGGAUCCUCCUAAAAAGCCAAUUUUGGUCUAUUACUUUGAUCCUCAAAUCAGCCAACCAAUGAAUUUCCGAGAGGUUUUUCUUUACAGUCAAGCUCUUGAAGGCAUGACGUUGUCUAUGAUUCUUGAAGCACCAAAUGAGGAAGAGGUUUCACUAUUUUUGGAGAUAUUUAGGAUCUGUCUUGCAGGAGGAAAGGAAGUUCAUGAGGCAGUAAUGAGCAGCAUAAAGAAUUUAGCAAUGGCAUUCUCAAACUAUCAGGAGGAAGUGCUGGUAAAACGAGAAGAAUUACUCCAAUAUGCUCAAGCUGCAAUUGCAGGGCUCAAGAUAAGUGCUGAUCUUGCGAGAAUAGAUGCUGAAGCCUGCAGUCUAAAGGAAAAACUUGGAGAAAUGAAGGCACUCCAGAAUCCUUCAAGUGAAGGUCAUGAAGAAUCACCUGAAAAACAAACUGCUGCAAUGAUAGAGGCUCUUAAAGAAGCUCUUGGACAAGUGAGGCUAUAUUCCAGAUUGGAGGCACUCUUAUUACAGAAAAAAUCUUUAAGCAACGGGGAUUCUCCAAAACUUCAUGCUGAAAAGGUCGACAAAUUAAAAGUUUUAUCAGAAUCUCUCGUUAACUCAACCUCAAAGGCUGAAAAGCGCAUUGUAGAGCACAGGUUUCAGAAAGAAGAAGCUCUCAGCUUUCGUGUUGCUAAAGCCAACGAAGUCAGCCAACAUGAGAAGGAACUAGAAGAAGGGAUUCAGAAGCUUGAGAAGCAAAAAGAUGAACUUGAAGCUGAAUUACAGAAGGUCAAUGCAUCACUUACUGCUGCUCGAGCACGCCUUCGCAACGCCAAGGAAGAGCGAGAGCAUUUUGAUGAAGCCAGUAAUCAGAUUCUGUUACUCCUGAAAUCAAGGGAAGAAGAAAUUUCAAAGUCGCUUGCUUCAUGUAGAGUAGAAGCAGAUGUCGUUAAUGCAUGGAUUAACUUUCUGGAAGAUACAUGGAUUCUCCAAACCACCUACAAUGAACAAAAGGAGAAGCAGGUCAAUGGUGAACUAGAGAGAUAUGGAGAAUAUUUUGUGAAUCUGGUCAUUCACCUUCUAUCUGCUUACAAGGAACAACUGGAGCGUUCCAUCUCACAUAUUAGACAACUGGUAGAGAACUUGAGCUCAAGUGAAAGGUCAGGGAGAGCAGCUAAGGAUGAAUCUCAAAAAGGUCUUAACCAAAGGAAAAAUGUUGAAGAAGAAUAUCUGAACCUUGAAUCCAAGAUUUCAAAUACCUUAAGUGUAGUGGAUUCAAUGAAAACACAGUUUUAUUCUCCAAAUGAAGGCAUUCAGAGGAAAAACAAUCAAAGGGUCAAAGAGCUAUUUGAUAAUCUUGAAAGCAUUAAGGGAGAAUUUGAAUCCAUUGAGAGACCAACUUUUGAAGUUGAAACUCCAAGUCAAAAAUCACAGUCACCAUCCAGCGCAAAGGCACAGAGAAGUCCAUGGUCGCGAUUAAGGUCUUCCUCAAGGAGGGCAGAACAGAAGAAACUGAAAUUUGAAUUCGAAAAUGACGAUGGAGAAAGUUCAGAGUACGAGACAGAGGAGAUUGUUGAGUGGGAGUAUGAUGCAUUUGAAAAGGAUCUAAAACCCAGCAACUAACCAAACCAACCAAAUAUUGCCUAAUUUAUCUGGCAGAUGUUGUUAUCAUGCAUGAAUAUGCCUAUGAAAAGAGGUGAAGCUAUCUUCUGGCUCCACUGCUCUAUGUAAUUGUGUAAGAUAUCUAGUUACU